AUGAUCUACAGAAUAAGGGUAGUCAUCACCUGGUCACUUGGAGACUGUGAUACUGAACGGUACAGGGACUAUUUCCACACUAUUUGUGUGUACAAAGAUAUAUAGCACAAUGAUGUGCUGAGUGCUUUGAGCUUGGAAAAAGCAUGCAUGCACACUUGCAUGCACAUGCACAUGCAUACGCAUACGCACACACACAAACACUCUCUCUCACACACACCUUUUAGUCCAUCCCUUAUUUUCCUGUAAACCAGCUGAAACCCGAGAGGCAUCAUCGCUCUCUCUCUCUCUCUCUCUCUCUCUCUCUCUCUCUCUCUCUCUCUCUCUCUCUCUCUCUCUCUCUCUCUCUCUCGACUUUGGAGCAGAGUGGUCAUGUUACCUGAGUCCCAGUCUACCGCAGUGCUUUGAUGUGUGUUUGCACGCUGAUAGGUAUACUGCAGUGCCUGAUUAAAGAAUGUUGUGUUAUAUUCUGCUUGUAGGCUGCUCUGGGUUUAACUGUCCCACACCUUUCUCUGAAAACUAUUGGAUAUGAGCCCAGGAAGGUGACUCUGGGGUUGUUGCUUUUGUUCAUACUAGCAUUUGAAAAUUGCUGACAGCAUCGCAUUUCAGCUGCUUACAGUGUAACAGUAAUCUAUCUAUCUAUCUAUCUAUUUUUCAGGACUGUCUGAUUCUGGAGAAGAGCGAUAUGCAUCACCCGGUAUGCUCCUUCCAGGACGACUUCCAGGAGUUUGAGAUGAUUGAUGACGAGGAGGAUGAGGAAGAGGAGGUGGACCCUGAUGCUCCCCCCUCCCCCACCGCUUCCCCUCCUUCUUCCCCCACCCUGGGCACGCUGAAGAGCCGGCCCAACACCCUCAACCUCACCACCACUGUCUCACAGGUACACAUGCACGCACACACUCAACCUUUUCACAUUUAACACCAGAUUUAGCUUUCUGCUCUCCUCUGAUUUGGUAAAUUAUGCUGACCUCUCUCUCUCUCUCUCUCUCUCUCUCUCUCUCUCUCUCUCUCUCUCUCUCUCUCAGGACUCACUGAACAACAACAGCAGUCUUUCUCCAAAGAAGGGCAGCUGGCAGGACUCUCUACGCAACCCCACCUCCCAGGGUGAGUACUGUGCUGUCAUACUGUUACCACUCCCCCCUACUCAUUACUUAUCCAAUACUAAUCCACUGCCAACACCUAGCAGCUUAUUUCCUCCAAAAUGCCCUAGCUUAAAAAAAUAAAAAUACAUUUAUAUAUUUUUGGGGGGCCCUUUGUCCCGCGUCUCACAACCAAACAAUCAUGCCCCGCAUUUUAUCAACAUAUUUAAACACCACUAAUAAAUAAAUAAAAGUUUGAUUUGUUGUGUUUUACACUCAAACAUUCCAACCUGUCUCUUGCAGUCACGUUGCGGUUGUGAAAGAUAUAUAUCAUAAGGAUGUUGUGUGAUGUUAAACACUUCUCCAAUCAUUGUUGAGAUCUGAUAUUCUGCACAGCGCAAGACGAGACUUAGGCCAAUGUCAUAGGCCUAUUGUCAAUCAAUCACAUUUCUCAAAUCCUUUCAGGCUAAAUUCCAGCUAAACUUAAAAGAGGACAGUUAGCCUUAACUACUUUUUAAAAAGUGUGUUUCUGACAAAGAGCUACAAAAGUAGGUAAAUAGCCGUAUUAGGCUGAAAAAUACAAGGUAAUUUAGUCAAACUUGUGAGGCUCUACAUGGCCAUUAGUAGCUCAUUCAACAUAUUUGCUGCUACUUUACUCAAUCCCUUUUUAAAAGCCUCCCUUUCUAACUGUUUUAAAUUCCCUGAGACCAGAAAUGUUUCCUUGGCCAAAUAUUCCCAGAUUUUCAUAAAACAUGUCGUCUCUCGUUUCUGCAUCACCAAAUUUUGUGCGAGGCAAAACAGUAGGCUACGUGUGCUUCGGUUAGCUGCAGCGGGUGCAUCGCUCUGCCACUUCUCACAAUGGUGCUCCUUUAGUAAAAUUUUGAUCAAAGCUGAAUCAAUGUCUUGGAAGAUCACAUAAUUGUUAAUUAGUAUUCUACAUAACAAAACCAAAUAUAAUAGCAUAGUAUCAUGUUACUGUUACACCAAAAAACCCACCUUAGUCAUUUCUUAUGAGAUUUUAGGAUGGUUAGCUGACUGGUCCAAUUGUCUUUAUCAUGCAGCCAAAACACAACAGCGUGCGCUACUAGGCAGAAUUUGCUUGGAUUGAAACAAAAUACAGGAAGGCUAUAUAGUUUGUUAACAUCAUCUGCUCUAAUUUGCUGACGUAAAAGUAAUUGAAGAAGAUUUAAAUGCAUAGUCCCAUGAAACUGAUUGAGAUCAAAUGAUUGACAUGCAGACGCAGUUGUCACAUUCGUUUAAGGACGGGUCAGACCAAGGCGCAGCGUGAAAUGCGUACAUGUUUAUUUCAACGAUAAACACACGAACAAAACAACGUAACGUGAAGUCCUCAGGCUAAACACAACACAACACAACACAACACAACACAACACAACACAACACAACACAACACUCUACACGGAACAAGAUCCCACAACUAAUGAUUGCAACCAGGCAACUUAAGUAUGAUCCCCAAUCAGAGACAACGAGCGACAGCUGCCUCUGAUUGGGAAUCACACCCGGAUCGGACUCCGGGCCUGACGACCACAUUCUCUCAGCCUCCCCGUUGCGCCCCUGGUCUGGUCUGGACCUCGGCGCGCUGCUUCCCCUUCCUCCCACGAUGUACCAAGCCCUGUCUGGACCCUGGUGUGGGAGACCCCGAACCUGGAGAGGGGCUGACGUCUGGGUCUGGACUGGAGCCGCUGACCGGAGCUGGACUGGACCCCGGUGGAGCGGAAUGCUCUGGCUGGGCCGGACUGGCGACACGCACCACUGGCUUGGUGCGAGGAACAGGAACGGGCCGGGCCGGACCGGACUGGGAACACGCACCACUGGUCUGGUGCGAGGAGAAGGAACGGGCAGGGCUGGACUGGGGACACACACCACUGGCUUGGUGCGGGAAGCAGGCACGGGCCGGGCCAGACUGGGGACACACACCACUGGCUUGGUGCGAGGAGCAGGAACGGGCCAGACCGGACUGGGGACACACACCACUGGCUUGGUGCGAGGAGCAGGUACAGACCGUACAGGACUGGUGAGGUGCACUGGUGACACAGUGCGUAGAACCGGAGCAGGAUAUACUGGACCUUGGAGGCACACUGGAGACCAGGAGCGUUGAGCCGGCACAACCCGUCCUGGCUGGCUGCCCACUUUCGCACGACACGUGCGGGGCGCUGGCACAGGACGCACUGGGACGCAUACAUGGGUUCCUCUAUUAACCCACGCUCCUUAUGUUGCCUAACCAGCUCCUCUCUCCAUGCAUUUACUUCCUCCUUCUCCCUACGACCCUCCUGCAGUGCCUCCUCUUGAAUGGAGCUCUCCCGCUCUAAUCUUGCUAUCAGCCCCCGUAAUGUGGUGGCCUCCUCUCUUACCCUGCAGAUCCGAUCCUUCUCUCUCCCUCGGCACUCCUCCUCCAGUGAGGACUCCUCUGGGAGCCCCCACGAGUUAGGGAACAGAAACUCAUCGUCGUCGUCAUCCUCCGACUACUCAGUAUAAAACUGUUCCCACUCUUCUUCCCAUGGUCGUAGGGACUCAACCUGGAAACCCACCGGGUGCAGUUGUCGGGGCUCUUCUCUCUCGCUCCCCGACCACUCCUUUAGCCCCCCCAAUUUUUUUUCUUGGGGCUGCCUCUCGGGCUUCCUCCUCGGCCGGCGCCUUCUGUGUUGCCGUUGCUCCUCUCCUGCCUGGGCUUCCUUCUUCGCCCAGGGUCCUUUCCCCGCAAAUAUCUCCUCCCAAGACCAAAUCUUCCCCACCUGUGUCCAGGGUGUUUGCUCCUGGGCACGCUGCUUGGUCCGUGUUUGGUGGGAUCUUCUGUCACAUUCGUUUAAGGACGGGUCAGACCAAGGCGCAGCGUGAAAUGCGUACAUGUUUAUUUCAACGAUAAACACACGAACAAAAUAACAAAACAACGUAACGUGAAGUCCUCAGGCUAAACGCAACGCAACGCAACGCAACGCAACGCAACGCAACGCAACGCAACGCAACGCAACGCAACGCAACGCAACGCAACGCAACGCAACGCAACAACACAACACAACACAACACAACACAACACAACACAACACAACACAACACAACACAACACAACACAACACAACACAACACAACACAACACAACACAACACAACACAACACAACACAACACAACACAACACAACACAACACAACACAACACAAGCCUCUACACGGAACAAGAUCCCACAACUAAUGAUUGCAACCAGGCAACUUAAGUAUGAUCCCCAAUCAGAGACAACAAGCGACAGCUGCCUCUGAUUGGGAAUCACACCCGGCCAAACAUAGAAAUACAAUAACUAGAAUGUGAACAUAGAAAUAAUGACAUAGAUCUCCACACCCUGACUCAACAUACAAGAGUCCCAUAAGUCAGGGUGUGACAGCAGUUUGGACGUUUCACUGGUAAAACGUGAAGAAUUAUAAUUCACAAUUGACAGUGAUGUUGGUGUUUGAGGGUAUUAAACAUAUAAACAUUUUUUGAGACAUUGUGUGGGCAUAGGCAGAUGUUGCAAUUGGAGGAUGCAUUGUAUGCAUAUUAUAUAAUUAUAUAUAUGUGGAAUCCCUGGUCUCUGGCAGUGUUUGGAACUGCCGAUCUGUUGUCAAGAACGGCGAGUUAAUCUCAGCCUAUUCUGCCCUUCACUCCCUUGAGUUUUUGGCCCUGACAGAGGAAUGGAUCACCCCAGAGAACACUGCUACUCUAGCUAAUCUCUCUUCAUCUGACUACGUUUUCUCUCAUAGUCCGAGAGCAUCUGGUCGUUGCGGUGGUGGCACAGGGCUACUCAUUUCUCUUAAGUGGAGAUUUUCUAUUUUCUCCCUCACUCACCUGUCCAUCUCCUCAUUUGAAUGCCAUGCUGUCACUGUCCACUCAAGCUUAUCAUUGUUGUCAUAAAUCACCCACCAGAUGCCUUUAGAUAAUUCCUCAAUGAGCUUGACACCUUGAUAAGCUCAUUUCCUGACGAUGGCUCACCACUCUUCGUACUUGCCGACUUCAAACUCCCGACGUCUGCCUUAAUUAACUCUUUCUUUCCCCUCCUUGCCUCUUUUAACCUCACCCUUUCCCAAUCCCACUCACAAGGCAGGCAAUAUGCGUGACCUCAUCGUUACUAGAGGCUGUUUGCCUACUAACCCCCUCCAGGUCUCUGAUCACUACUUUGUUUACUUUUCUUUCUCCCUCUCCUCCAACCCUAGCCACUCAGCCCCUACCUAGAUGGUCAUGCGCCGUCACAAUCUUCUCCUCUCUCUUUCUCUUUCUCUCUCUCUCUCUCUCUCUCUCUCUCUCCCUCUACUCUCUCCUCUUCUAUCCUAUCAUUCUCUCCCUCUACUCUCUCCUCUUCUAUCCUUUAAUCUCGUCCUUCUGCUAAAUCCUUCUCCCUCCUGUCUCCUGAUUCUGCCUCUUUGACCCUACUCUCCUCCCUUUCCCCAUCCUAUGACUCGCCCUGUCCUCUUUUCUCCUGGCCGGCUCGGCCCUCCCCUCCUGCUCCGUGGCUGAGUGACUCAUUGCGAGCUGACAGAACAGGGCUGCAGGCAGCUGAGCAAAAAUGGAGAAAAACUAAACUUCUGGAGGACCUAUCAUCAUUUCACUCCCUCCUCUCUACCUUCUCUUCCUAUGUAUCCACUGUUAAAGCCACUUUCUAUCACUACAUUUAAAGCUUCUGGCUCUAACCCUAGGAAAGUAUUUUCCACCUUCUCCUCCCUCCUUAAUCCUCCACCCUCCCUCCUCCCUCUCUGCGGACGGCUAUCAACCACUUUGAAAAGAAGGUUGACGAUGUCCCACCUAGCUAUGUUAAGAUGAAUGCACUAACUGUAAGUCUCUCUAGAUAAGAGCUUCUGCUAAAUGACUAAAAUGUAAAUGUAAAAUGUAUUCAAUAGGCUACAUCUGUCUGUAAUUUGUCUUAUUCAUUAUGACGUAAUUUGCGGGUAGGAUGACCACAUUUAAAAUAUUUGCGGGACAGUGUAUCCUACAUGAAUAUAACUUUUUGGCAGCUUCCCCUGUAAAUUAUGUAAUCAUUUCUCAAAGUUUGUACCAAAAGAUGUAGCCUAUUGAAUAUCAUUAUAGAAUAUGCAUAACAUGUAAAACAGUUAGGAAGCGAGGCUUUUGAAACGGGAUUGUGUCAAGUAGACCUCCCGAGUGGCGCAGUGGUCUAAGGCACUGCAUUGCAGUGCUAGCUGUGCCACUAGAGAUCCUGGUUCAAAUCCAGGCUCUGUCGAAGCCGGCUGCGACCGGGAGACCCAUGGGGCGGUGCACAAUUGGCCGGCAGGGAUGUAGCUCAGUUGGUAGAGCGUGGCGUUUGCAACGCCAGGGUUGUGGGUUCGAUUCCCACGGGGGGCAGUAUGAAAUAUAUAUAUAUAUAUAUAUAUAUAAUGAAUGAAUGUUAGCACUCUCUAACUGUAAGUUGCUCUGGAUAAGAGCGUCUGCUAAAUGACUAAAAAUGUUUGUUUUUUUAAAGUUAUACGGCUUUCUACUUACUUUUGUAGCUCUUCGUCAAAGGCACGCUUUUGUAAGUAGUUAGGGCUAACUGUUCUCUCCAAGUUUAGAGGGAAUUGAGCCUGAAAGGAUUUGAAAAAUGCGAUUGGUUGACAAUCAGCCUGUGACAUUGUGUGAUGGGUGAUUUGAAGGAGUCAGGCGCAGGAGGGUAAAUCACUGAAUACAGAGUUUAUUCCGGAAUACAGAGUUACGCAGAAUUGCAUCAAACAGUCCAGUGCGCAAAACAGUGGUUCCGGGGAUCGAACCCACUAUCCUGGCGUUACAAGCGCCAUGCUCUACCAAUUGAGCUACAGAGGACCACUCCAGGGCUUUCCCCGAGAGGCAGGAGACGAGGGCAGACACCUUCUCCCGCUCCGAUGGGGCCGGGCUGAUGCUGGAAUAAUAGAGCUCCAGUUGGAGGAGGAAUCCCUGGCAGAGAGCAACUGUCCCAUCGAACUCCCGGGAUAUAUGGAUCCCUCUGCCUCUAGGUGCUGGGGUGUGGGUGGCUGGAUCCGGUCGCCAAGCUGGUCUCGACAGAUCGAUCCAUCGCUUCUCCCAAGCUGGCUAGCAUCGUCGAAUGCUCAUGGACCCGUGCCAUGACUCAAGGCAUGCGCUCCUCUCCCGCUGACUCCAUAGCGGGUGGGUGAUUCUGUGAUAGGUGAUUUGAAGGAGUCAGGCGCAGGAGGGUAAAUCACAGAAUACAGAGUUUAUUCAGUAGCACAGAGUUAUGCUGGAUAGCGUCAAACAGUCCAGUGAGCAAAACAGGCGCACCAUAACAAAACAGGCACACAGGGAAAAUAUACCCUGGCAAUACAAAAUACACGGAGCUCAACCGAGCUACACUCUCCUCACACUAAACAAUCACCCACAAGGACAAGGGGGCAGAGGGAACACUUAUAUCAAAUCUAAUCUAAUCAAAUCAAAUUUUAUUGGUCACAUGCGCCGAAUACAACAGGUGCAGACAUUAAAGUGAAAUGCUUACUUACAGACCUUAACCAACAGUGCAUUUAUUUUUAACAAAAAAAGUAAAAAUAAAACAACAACAAAAAAAAGUGUUGAGAAAAAAAAGAGCAGAAGUAAAAUAAAGUGACAGUAGGGAGGCUAUAUAUACAGGGGGGUACCGUUGCAGAGUCAAUGUGCGGGGGCACCGGCUAGUUGAGGUAAUAUGUACAUGUGGGUAGAGUUAAAGUGACUAUGCAUAAAUAAUUAACAGAGUAGCAGCAGCGUAAAAAGGAUGGGGUGGGGGGACAGUGCAAAUAGUCCGGGUAGCCAUGAUUAGCUGUUCAGGAGUCUUAUGGCAUGGGGGUAGAAGCUGUUGAGAAGUCUUUUGGACCUAGACUUGGCACUCCGGUACCCCUUGCCGUGCGGUAGCAGAGAGAACAGUCUAUGACUAGGGUGGCUGGAGUCUUUGACAAUUUUGAGGGCCUUCCUCUGACACCGCCUGGUAUAGAGGUCCUGGAUGGCAGGAAGCUUUGCCCCAGUGAUGUACUGGGCCGUACGCACUACACUCUGUAGUACCUUGCGGUCGGAGGCCUAGCAGUUGCCAUACCAGGCGGUGAUGCAACCAGUCAGGAUGCUCUCGAUGGUGCAGCUGUAGAAUUUUUUGAGGAUCUGAGGACCCAUGCCAAAUCUUUUCAGUCUCCUGAGGGGGAAUAGGCUUUGUUGUGCCCUCUUCACGACUGUCUUGGUGUGUUUGGACCAUGAUAGUUCGUUGUUGAUGUGGACACCAAGGAACUUGAAGCUCUCAACCUGUUCCACUACAGCCCCGUCGAUGAGAAUGGGGGCGUGCUCAGUCCUCUUUCUUUUCCUGUAGUCCACAAUCAUCUCCUUUGUCUUGGUCACGUUGAGGGAGAGAUUGUUAUCCUGGCACCACACGGCCAGGUCUCUGACCUCCUCCCUAUAGGCUGUCUCAUCAUUGUCGGUGAUCAGGCCUACCACUGUUGUGUCGUCGGCAAACUUAAUGAUGGUGUUGGAGUCGUGCCUGGCCAUGCAGUCAUGGGUGAACAGAGAGUACAGGAGGGGACUGAGCACGCACCCCUGAGGGGCCCCCGUGUUGAGGAUCAGUGUGGCAGAUGUGUUGUUACCUACCCUUACCACCUGGGGGCGGCCCGUCAGGAAGUCCAGGAUCCAGUUGCAGAGGGAGGUGUUUAGUCCCAGGAUCCUUAGCUUAGUGAUGAGCUUAGAGGGCACUAUGGUGUUGAAUGCUGAGUUGUAGUCAAUGAAUAGCAUUCUCACGUAGGUGUUCCUCUUGUCCAGGUGGGAAAGGGCAGUGUGGAGUGCAAUAGAGAUUGCAUCAUCUGUGGAUCUGUUGGGGCGGUAUGCAAAUUGGAGUGGGUCUAGGGUUUCUGGGAUAAUGCUGUUGAUGUGAGCCAUGACCAGCCUUUCAAAGCACUUCAUGGCUACAGACGUCAGUGCUACGGGUCGGUAGUCAUUUAGGCAGGUUAUCUUAGAGUCCUUGGGCACGGGGACUAUGGUGGUCUGCUUGAAACAUGUUGGUAUUACAGACUCAGUCAGGGACAUGUUGAAAAUGUCAGUGAAGACCCUUGCCAGUUGGUCAGCACAUGCUCGGAGUACACGUCCUGGUAAUCCGUCUGGCCCUGUGGCCUUGUGAAUGUUGACCUGCUUAAAAGUCUUACUCACAUCGGCUACGGAGAGCGUGAUCACAUAGUCAUCCGGAACAGCUGGUGCUCUCAUGCAUGCUUCAGUGUUGCUUGCCUCGAAGCGAGCAUAGAAGUGGUUUAGCUCGUCUGGUAGGCUUGUGUCACUGGGCAGCUCGCAGCUGUGCUUCCCUUUGUAGUCUGUAAUAGUUUUCAAGCCCUGCUACAUCCGACGAGCGUUAGAGCCAGUGUAGUACGAUUCAAUCUUAGUCCUGUAUUGACUCUUUGCCUGUUUGAUGGUUCGUCGGAGGGCAUAGCCGGAUUUCUUCUAAGCGUCCGGGUUAGAGUCCCGUUCCUUGAAAGCGGCAGCUCUACCCUUUAGGGUCGCAGUUGUAAAUGAGAACUUGUUCUCAACUGGUUUACCUGGUUAAAUAAAGGUGAAAUAAAAAAAAAUAAAAAAAAAAUAAAACAUUUUUUUUUAGCUCAGUGCGGAUGUUUCCUGUAAUCCAUGGCUUCUGGUUGGGGUAUGUACGUACGGUCACUGUGGGGACGACAUCAUCGAUGCACUUAUUGAUGAAGCCAGUGACUGAUGUGGUGUACUCCUCAAUGCUGUCUGAAGAAUCCCGGAACAUGUUCCAGUCUGUGCUAGCAAAACAGUCCUGUAGCUUAGCAUCUGCGUCAUCUGACCACUUUUUUAUUAACCGAGUCACUGGUGCUUCCUGCUUUAGUUUUUGCUUAUAAGCAGGAAUCAGGAGGAUAGAGUUAUGGUCAGAUUUGCCAAAUGGAGGGCGAGGGGGAGCUUUGUAUGCGUCUCUGUGUGUGGAGUAAAGGUGGUAUAGAGUUUUUUUUCAUCUGGUUGCACAUUUAACAUGCUGGUAGAAAUUAGGUAGAACGGAUUUAAGUUUCCCUGCAUUAAAGUCCCCGGCCACUAGGAGUGCUGCAUCUGGAUGAGCGUUUUCCUGUUGAUUUAUGGCCUUGUACAACUCAUUCAGUGCAAUCUUAAUGCCAGCAUUGGUUUGUGGUGGUAAAUAGACAGCUAUGAAAAAUAUAGAUGAAAACUCUCUUGUUAAAUAGUGUGGUCUACAGCUUAUCAUAAGAUACUCUACCUCAGGCGAGCAAAACCUCGAGACUUCCUUAGUAUUUGAUUUUGUGCACCAGCUGUUGUUUACAAAUAUACACAGACCGCCACCCCUUGUCUUACCGGAGUCAGCCGUUCUAUCCUGCCGAUGUAGCGUAUAGCCCGCUAGCUGAAUGUUAUCAUUGUUGUCGUUCAGCCACGACUCGGUGAAACAUAAGAUAUUACCGUUUUUAAUGUCCCGUUGGUAGGAUAACCGUAAUCUUAAAUCAUCCAAUUUAUUUUCAAAUGAUUGAACGUUGGCUAAUAGGAUUGAUGGAAGAGGCAGUUUACUCGCUCGCCGUCGGAUCCUUACAAGGCACCCCGAUCUUCGUCCACGAUAUCUCCGUCUCUUCCUCACGCGAAUGACGGGGAUUUGGGCCUUGUCGGGUGUCUGUAUGAUAUCCUUCGCGGCCACCUCGUUGAAGAAAAAAUCUUCGUCCAAUACGAGGUGAGUAAUCGCUGUCCUGAUACGCAGAAGCUCUUUUUGGUUAUAAGAGACGAUGGCAGAAACAUUAUGUACAAAAUAAAUUACAAAUAACGCGGAAAAACACACAUAAUAGUACAAUUGGUUAGAGGGCUGUAAAACGGCAGCCAUCUUCUCCGGCGCUGUCAUACAAUAUGAUUAGUAUACACAUACUAAUGAAGGGAUAUGAACCAGGUGUGUGUAAUAGACAAGACAAAACAAAUGGAAUGAUGAGAUGAGGAGCGGCAGUGGCUAGAAGGCCGGUGACGAUGAACGCUGAAGCCUGCCCCGAACCAGGAGAGGAGGCAGCUUCGGAGGAAGUCGUGACACAUUAGCCUACGUCUUGCACUGUGCAGAAUAUCAGAUCUCAACAACGAUUAGAGAAGUUUUUAAUAACACCAGUACCACGUCCUUAUGAUAUAUACAGUGCAUUCGGAAAGUAUUCAGACCCCUUGACCCAAUAAUGACAAAGCGAAAACAGGUUUUUAGAAAUUUUUGCAAAUGUAUUAAAAAUUAAAAACAGAAAAACCUUAUUUACAUAUGUAUUCAUACCCUUUGCUAUGAGACUCGAAAUUGAGCUCAGGUGCAUCCUGAUUCCAUUGAUCAUCCUUGAGAUGUUUAUACAACUUGAUUGGAGUCCACCUGUGGUAAAUUCAAUUGUUUGGACAUGAUUUGGAAAGGCACACACCUGUCUGUAUAAGGUCCCACAGUUGACAGUGCAUGUCAGAGCAAAAACCAAGCCAUGAGGUCGAACGAAUUGUGUCGAGGCACAGAUCAUUCUUAAAUGGAAGAAGUUUGAAACUACCAAGACUCUUCCUAGAGCUGGCCGCCCGACCAAACUGAGCAAUCGGGGGAGAACGGCCUUGGUCAGGGAGGUGACCAACAACCGGAUGGUCACUCUGACAGAGCUCCAGAGUUCCUCUGUGGAGAUGGGAGAACCUUCCAGAAGGACAACCAUCUCUGCAGCACUCCACCAAUCAGGCCUUUAUGGUAGAGUGGCCAGACGGAAGCCACUCCUCAGUAAAAUGCACAUGACAGCCCUCUUGGAGUUUGCAAAAGGCACCUAAAGGACUCUCAGACCAUGGGAAAUAAGAUUCUCUGGUCUGAUGAAACCAAGAUUGAACUCUUUGGCCUAAAUGCUAUGCGUCACGUCUGGAGGAAACCUGGCACCAUCCCUACGGUGAAGCAUGUUGGUGGCAGCAUCAUGCUGUGGGGAUGUUUUUCAGCGGCAGGGACUGGGAGACUAGUCAGGUUUGAGGGAAAGAUAAACGGAGCGAAGUACAGAGAGAUCCUUGAUGAAAACCUGCUCCAGAGCACUCAGGACCUCAAUCUGGGGGCGAAGGUUCACCUUCCAACAGGACAACAACCCUAAGUACACAGCCAAGACAACGCAGGAGUGUCUUCGGGACAAGUCUCUGAAUCGCCCAGCCAGAGCCCGGACUUGAACUUGAUCGAACAUCCAACCUGACAGAGCUUGAGAGGAUGUGCAGAGAAGAAAGGGAGAAACACCCCAAAAACAGGUGUGCCAAGUUUGUAGUGUCAUACCAAAGAAUACUCUGUAAUCGCUGCCAAAGGUGCUUCAACAAAGUACUGAGUAAAGGGUCUGAAUACUUAUGUAAAUGUUUUUUUUUUAAUGUAAUUAAAUUCAUUUGCAAAAAUGUCUAAAAACCUGUUUUUGCAUUGUCAUUAUGGCGUAUUGUGUGUAGAUUGAUGAGGGGAAAAAACAAUUUAAUCAAUUUUAGAAUAAGGCUGUAACGUUACAAAAUGUGGAAAAGGUCAAGGGGUCGGAAUACUUUCCAAAGGCACUGUAUAUUGUUGUGUUUGAAUUUGUUAAUAAAAUGCAGGACAUGAUUGUUUGGUUGCGGGACGUGGUCAACGUAUUUACGGGGGUUUUGCCAACAUUUUGUAUUCAUUUAGGCUACACUGUCCCACGAAUGUCCCGCAAAAUCAUCCUGUUGUCCCGCAUUUGGGUAUUUUAUAUGUGGUCACCCUAAUUCCACUGGUACCUUGUGGGCCUAAAAUAUGAAAAUAGGUACAUAUAUAUUUUUUUUGUUUGUUUGUAUGUUUGGGCUUUAUAGAUUGUUUUUUUUAUGUGUUGGGCUUCAGCUAAGAUUAUUAUGUAUCUGGCCAGGCCUCAAUUGUUUCUUGACUAGCACCAAUCAUUCUCACUGUCAAUAAUUCUAAUGUUAUUACUUCUAAUACUAACUGUAUCAACUGGCAAAUUGGGAGAGAGUCAGGUAAUUGCCAUCUAAGAGACAACAUAUUUUUUGCGUCAGUGCUGCCUUUCGUUACCUGGUCUGAAAAAAGUGUUUGUUGAUAACACUGUAAUGUCGUUAACAACUUUUCCAAUUCUGAUAUCUUCUUUAACCCUCUAGAGAAUUGUUUUAAGAUGGGCAUACCAAGGAUCAUUUAGCUAUUUUAUUUAGAAUUUUAAGACCCUUUAAGGUAUCAAAAACAUAAAUAAAACAAUUAUUGGAUGAAACAUUGAAUUUGGCAUUACUGCUAUUAGCCAAUAGAAACACAUUGAAUAACAGAUUCACUACAUGGAACAACAGAUAGUUAAAAAAAAAGAACAUCCAAAGGAAGUUUGUUCUGAAGUGUCUAUCCUAUAUCUGAGAGAUAUAAGAAAGAUCAGUAAACUUUUUUUUAACAUGUAUUUAUCCCCUUAUUUUAGGCACUAAACUACUGUAUCUCCAUAUAUACUUCCAUUCAUUUUUUAAACUGGUACCGUGUGUCUUCAGACAGGUCUCCUGAGGCUUGUGGGCGUCCUAGAGAACACCAUCAUGUUUGUGAGAGUCUCAGCUGUCCACAGAGGGGUCCUAUUAUUGUGUAGCCCAAACUGUUCGGAUGCUACAGACGUUUUUGUGAGAAGACCUAUUUUUGGGAUGUCUCAUGGUCUGACAAACACCGCUCUAGCUCUGCCACCUUUCACCGCAGAUGUGGAAGGGUGAUAUCGGCGGAUGUGGUGGAUUGAGACUCAGCCCAAACAGAUAUCUCUAGAUUUUGAUGGGGAUUUGUAUAUUAUGUUAAUUAGGGUUAAUUGUGAUUUAUUCAGCCCAGAUGCAAACGCAGUUGCAUUGUUUUUAAUAAAACCUUUGAUGGCGUCCCAUAAAAUCCGUAGAUCAUCGACUGAAUUUUUGUUAUUAAUUAUGAAUGUAUUCAAUUAAGUUUCAAAUUGUUCACAGAAAAUAGGAUUUUGUAGUAAGGAAACAUUAAAGCGCCAUCUUUUGGCUCUUUUAGGAGAUUCUGAUAUUUGUAUCUGGCAGUAGUAAGCAUGAUGAUCAGACAGGCUUAUAUGUCGAAUUUCUAUUUUCUUGAUUAAAGAAUAUAGAAAAGUAGAUAAUAGUACAAAAUCGAUUCGAGAGUAUGUUUUGUGCCUGUUUGAAUAGAAAGUGUACUCUUUUGCUUUAGGGUUAUGAGCUCGCCAGGCAUCAAUGAAGUGAUAAUCAGAGAGUAUAUGUUGGAGAGCCAUGGUUGCCUGUGGAUUGUAGUUCAUCUUCUUAGAUUUGUCCCACAUGUCCAGAAUGGUGUUCAUGUCUGUCCCAAUAACAAGUUGGAAUUCAGUUAAUUUAGCUUGCGUAGCUGGGAGAUCACCUCGUUGUAGGACUCCAUCUGUUUUAGCAGUUCGGCACUCAGGUCUGGGUAGAUGCUGAUCCUCUUCCCUGCAUUGGUCAGACCCCCGGAUUCCGCUGCAAGGUUAACAAAUCGCUGCUUACUUCAAAGCUGUGGAUCCGUACAAUCAUACAGCAAAUAAGAGCUGUUGCGGAGUUGACCCAUGCGGUGCGCAAUGGCAUGGGACCCACCUUUCCUGCCGGAACAGUUCAUAGAAAAGAUUGCUCAUGAAGGAAUACCCUAGCUUUCUAAGGAAACUUUUUUCUACAAAUGUUUGUAUUAUCAUUUAUCUACCUACUAGUAUUGUCUUUAGAUGCUGUGUCUUUAAAUGUUACAGUAAGCUGUGGUUCUCUGCCUGCAGUCCGUCUGUCUCCAACCCACUCUUGUCUGGAGGAUGGGAGUCACGUGACAGGCCAGUGCCCCUCCCAACCAGCCCCCCAGGCCCCAGGGUCCCAGAGCAAAGGUACUCCCCCCAAACAGGCAGGGGAGGGCUCCUACCCCCAGUCCCCUCGCAGGCCCCUCCUCUGCGACAUGGAGGGCAACAGACGGGAGAGGCCUGAAUACGGUAACAAACAAAAUGGCUGCCCGUCAGAGUUCAUCAUCCCCCAUAAACAUGAAGUGACGUGAUGUGAAAGUGUAGUCGUCCUGUCCUCACUGGCCAGCGCUAUAGAUACAGACUUUGGCAAACUCCAUUUGGGAUUCUCUAAAGAAUGGGCUCCAUUCUGACAUCAAAAGUUCCUAGUUCAAUUUGUGAGAAUUAACUUAUUAUUGAGUGUUUGGACGCAACACAAGGAUAGUUUGCAUAGGUCUGUUUAUCUCCUGCUCCCCUCACUGCCAUCCCCACUUUGGUAACUUCUGGUUAAAAGCUGCUACUGCUAUGAUGCUCACAUGAUCAAUUCUCAUUUCUCUUUUCUUCUCUGCCUUCUCAUCUCCCUCACCCUCUACCAUCUCUCUUUAUCUAUCUUCACUCUUUCUCUUCCCUCUCUAUCCCCUCUAUCUCCGUCUCUCCAACAGGCUCCUUCGGUCAACACAAGUCUCACCCAGGCUCUGAUGAAGUCAUUAACUCCUCAGCUGACUCUUCAACUCUGAUCUCCAGAGUUCCAUCCCUGGAUGACCAAUCGCAAUGUUCUGACACCGAGGUUGACCACGACCUCAACAGUGCCGACCACAACCACAAACGUUCACCGUCCUGCAUGUCCACCCAGCGACGUGCCACCGACACCUAUACGGUCACCACUGAGUCAGGCCUGGACCCGGAACUGGAGAACGACCCAGACGGGACCAGCCGAUGCCUGUCCUCCACUGCUCCCAUCGGGGGGAACGAUGGAGCUGACACCCCUCUGUCAGAUGAGGAGCUGGAGAAAGAUUUUGACGUAGAGUUCAUGUGUAAGGAGACCUAUGACAUGGUGUGUAAGGAGAACCAGAGCUCAGUCUACGUUGAGUUCCCCUCCAUCGAGCCCUCUGAGCUGGCUUCCUUCUCCAGCUACAUGUCAUCAAGCCGCUCUGAUGUUCUCAAUCAAUCCCGAAGCACCGAUCAGAGCCAGCGUCCAGGUGCAGCCAAUGAGGUGUCCAAUGACUCCAACUCUCCAUCCUCGGACCCGGGCAUCGCUGACAUGAAUGCCAAGCGGUGCUACACCACCUCAGACCAAGACCAGGACCUGAGCUCUCCCGGGUCAGACUCAGACAUCGAGGGGGAGCUAGAGGCAGCAUUCGCCUGCGGAGGACCCCUGGUCUCCAACAUGAUCUCCUCCAUCUCAGAGACAGAGCUGGACCUGACCAGUGAUGACAGUAGUAGUGGACGCUCCUCCCACCUCACCAACUCCAUCGAGGAGGCCAGCUCACCCACCUCCGACCAGGAACUGGACCCGGACACCGAGUUAGAACAGGACAGUGGAAUUGUGGGAAUGAAGGUAUCACUCCUCCUUGGCCAGCCAGACCCCAUCAAAGAGGACUCACCCUUACCUUCACCUUCACAACUCCCCUCCUCCACCCUGGCCACCCCCUCCCCUGUUGACUCCCCCAUCCUGCCCCCAGAGCCCUAUGAUGACGGCCAGGCUCAGAUGGGCCUACAAAGUGUAGAUGAUGAUGAUGACUUGCCCUAUGAGUACCAGGCUGACCCAGAUGAGACCCUGCCCCCAGCCCAGCGCUGUGAGGACAGCAUGUCCAGACAGAUGGUCCUCCAGAUAGAACCAGACCACAGCCUGGAGAGCUUCAAACGCUCCUUCUACCUGCCAGUAGGAUCCAGACUCAUACCCACCCACGCUGACGACUACGACGGGAACAGUGAGGGAGGGUCAGAGUCGGAGAGCGAGGACGAGCUGAGCGAGAAUUCAGACUCACCCUGGUUGCUUAGCAACCUGGUGAACAAGAUGAUCUCGGAGGGGUCUUAUCCAAUCAGCUGUCCCGAGGACUGUUUCAAGAGGUCAGUGUCCAUCUCGGACACCAUCUCACCCUCCUCGGACAUCGAGCCAGACGCGUUCACUGAAGCCGCGGACGAACAAGUGCAGAAAUCUGGGACGAAGAGAUCGGAGGAGGAGGAUAAAGAAAGGAGGGGCCUAAGGAAGGAAGGGAAGGAGAGAGAGAAGAGGGAGAAGAGUGCAGAGCCACCCAAAGGGAAUGCAGGGAAAGUCAACGAUAGAUUCAGCCCCUGUCUGUACAUGAACAAUCCUACAGCUGACACCAUCAGACCGGUGAUUGUGGAGCGCUAUGGCAACAGGGUAUCCACAGACAACAACCACACUCAGGACUCUGAGAAAGACUUCACCAGCCCUAAAUCAGGCAAAAACACAAAGAGGAAGGAUGAGGAAAUGGAUGAUGAAGAUACUGUGGAGCCUGAUAACGACCUGAUGAUGCUGGAGGGGAGGAAGGAGCUGGACUCUCCCAGUCUGAGUGAGAGCAUGGCGAGCGACAAGGACGAGGGCCGCGAGACGGAGGCCAAGCCCACCGGACACUCUACGGCCUCCCUGGAACGCAUCACCACAGUCAAACACAGCAUGACCUUGGACAUCCCCACGGCCCAGACCAACCGAUGCUUCAGUCUCACCUACUCCACCGACAACGACGAGGAAGAGGAGGAUGAAGAGGAAGGAGACUGCUCCCCAUUCCUGAGCUGCCUGAGGAAGCAGUCAUCCUAUCAUGGCAGCAACCAAUACCUGGACAGCUCCCCGCCUAUCGAUGAGAGCGUCCGGGACCUCCCCCUGUCAGAGCAGGACCCCCCCCUGUGUGUGAGGGACCUCCCCCUGCAGGCCCUGCGGUCCAGGCCGGAUGAUGAUGGUCUGGCGUACGACUCCAUGAAGUACACUCUGGUGGUGGAUGAGAACACUACACUGGAACUGGUCAGCCUCAGGAGGUACAUACCUACGGAAAGGGCCCACCUUCAUUAAGGGUUUAGGUGGACUUCAUUUAAAGUGAGUUGUUUAAUUACUAACCUGUGUGAACCGUGUCCCUCCCAGAUGUACCUCAGUGCUGAGUGACGACAGUGAGCUGUCUACACUGUGUGAUGAUGACCCUCUUGGGACGGGGGAGGUGGGGAACGGCCGGGGGAACGGAGGGGUGCAGCCAGAACUCCUCAGCUCGUCAGAAGACUCCUCCCCCGAGGCUGACAUGCACUUCUCCAAGAAGUUCCUUAAUGUGUUUGUCAACAGCACCUCACGAUCCUCCAGUAAGUAGGAUGCACACUAACUAACUAACUACAGUGCAUUUAGAAAGUAUUUCAUACCCCUUGACUUAUUCCAUAUGUUGUUGUGUUACAGCCUGAAUUCAAAAUGGAUUAAAUAGGUGUUUUAUUCUCACCGAUCUACACACAAUACCCCAUAAUGACAAAAAAAAUUGUUUUGCAAAUGUAUUGAAAAUGAAAUACAGAAAUAUCUCACUUACAGAAGUAUUCACACCCCUUAAUCAAUACAUGUUAGAAUCACCUUUGGCAGUGAUUACAGAUGUGAGUCUUUCUGGGUAAGUCUCUAAGUGCUUUGCACACCUGGAUUGUAUAAUAUUUGCACAAUACUAUUUUUAAAAUUCUUCAAGCUCUGUCAAGUUGGUUGUUGAUCAUUGCUAGACAGCCAUUUCAAGUCUUGCCAUAGAUUUCCAAGCCUAUUUAAGUUAAAACUGUAGCUAUGCCACUCAGGGACAUUCAAUGUCAUCUUGGUAAGCAACUCUAGUGUAUAUUUGGUCUUGUGUUUUAGUUUAUUGUGCUGAAAGGUGAAUUCUGCUGAAAGGUGAAUUUGUCUCCGAAUGUCAGUUGAAAGGUGAUUGAAGCAGAUUUUGCCUGUGAUUAGCUCUAUUCCGUUUCUUUUUAUCCUAAAAAAAAACUCCCUAGUCCUUGCCAAUGACAAGUAUCCCAUAUCAUGAUGCAGCCACCACCAUGCUUAAAAAUAUGAAGAGUGGUACUCAGUGAUGUGUUUUGUUGGAUUUACACAAAUAUAACGCUUUAUAUUAUGGACAUAAACUUAAUUUAUUUCGCACUGUUUUUGCAGUUUUACUUUAGUGCCUUAUUGCAAACAGGAUGCAUGUUUUGGAAUAUUUGUAUUCUGUACAGGCUUCCUCCUUUUCACUCUGUCAUUUAGAUUAGUAUUGUGGAGUAACUACAAUGUUGUUGAGCCAUCCUCAGUUUUCACCUAUCACAGCCAUUAAACUCGGUAACUGUUUUAAAGUCACCAUUGGCCUCAUUUUGAAAUCCCUGAACGGUUUCCUUCCUCUCCGGCAACUGAGUUAGGAAGGACGCCUGUAUCUUUGUAGUGACUGGGUGUAUUGAUACACCAUCCAAAGUGUAAUUAAUAACUUCACCAUGCUCGAAGGGAUAUUCAAUUUCUACUUUUUGUAUUUUUAUCCAUCUACCAAUAGGUGCCCUUCUUUGUGAGGCAUUGGAAAAACCUCCCUGGUCUUUGUGGUUGAAUCUUUGUUUGAAAUUCACUGCUCGACUGAGGGACCUUACAGAUUGUUGUAGGUGUGAGGUAGAGAGAAGAGGUAGUCAUAACAAAAUCAUGUUAAACACUAUUAUUGCACACAGAGUGAGUCCUUGCAACUUAUUAUGUGACUUGUUGCUCCUGAACUUAUUUAGGCUUGCCAUAACAAAGUGGUUGAAUACUUAUUGACUAAUUUUUUAUUAAUUUGUAAAAACUCCUAAAAACAUAAUUCCACUUUGACAUUAUGGGGUAUUGUGUGUCGGCCAAUGACACAAAAUCUCAAUUUAAUAUAUUUUAAAUUCAGGCUUUAACACAACAAAAUGUGGAAAAAGUAAAUACUUUCUGAAGGUCCUGUAACUAACAAAGUUACUGCACCUCGCAAUCCUCCGUAAGCAGGCUACAAACUAACUAACUAGCUAACUAACUAACUAAUUCACUAACUAGCUAACUUACUGCAUCUCACAAUCCUCCAGUAACUAACUAACUUACUGCAUCUCACAAUCCUCCACUAAGUAAUUAACUUACUGCAUCUCACAAUCCCCAACUAACUAACUAACUAACUUACUGCAUCUCACAAACCUCAACUAACUAACUAACUAACUAACUAACUAACUAACUAACUAACUAACUAACUAACUAACUAACUAACUAACUAACUAACUAAUUUACUGCAUCUCACAAUCCUCCAGUAACUAACAAACUAACUUACUGGCUCUCACGAUCCUCCUGUAAGUAGGCUACACACAAACUAAAUAACUAAUUAAUUAACUAGCUAAUGUACUGCAUCUCACAAUCCUCCAGUAAAUAAGCUACAGACCAACUAACUAACUACAGUCGUGGUCAAAAGUUUUGAGAAUUGUAUUGGUAUUGGUCUUCACAAAGUUUGCUGCUUCAGUGUUUUUAGAUAUUUCAUAUUUCUGUCAGAUGUUACUAUGGUAUACUGAAGUAUAAUUACAAGCAUUCCAUAAGUGUCAAAGGCUUUUAUUGACAAUUACAUUAAGUUUAUGCAAAGAGUCAAUAUUUGCAGUGAUGACCCUUCUUUUUCAAGACCUCUGCAAUCCGCCCUGGCAUGCUGUCAAUUAACUUCUGGGCCACAUCCUGACUGGCCCAUUCUUGCAUAAUCAAUGCUUGGAGUUUGUCAGAAUUUGUGGGUUUUUGUUUGUCCACCCGCCUCGUGAGGAUUGACCACAAGUUCUCAAUGGGAUUAAGGUCUUGGGAGUUUCCUGGCCAUGGACCCAAACUUUUGAUGUUUUGUUCCCCGAGCCACUUAGUUAUCACUUUUGCCUUACGGCAAGGUGCUCCAUCAUGCUGGAAAAGGCAUUGUUCGUCACCAAACUGUUCUUGGAUGGUUGGGAGAAGUUGCUCUCGGAGGAUGUGUUGGUACCAUUCUUUAUUCAUGGCUGUGUUCUUAGGCAAAAUUGUGAGUGAGCCCACUCCCUUGGCUGAGAAGCAACCCCACACAUGAAUGGUCUCAGGAUGCUUUACUGUUGGCAUGACACAGGACUGAUGGUAGCGCUCACCUUGUCUUCUCCAGACAAGGUGUUUUCCGGAUGCCCCAAACAAUCGGAAAGGGGAUUCAUCAGAGAAAAUGACUUUACCCCAGUCCUCAGCAGUCCAAUCCCUGUACCUUUUGCAGAAUAUCAGUCUGUCCCUGAUGUUUUUCCUGGAGAGAAGUGGCUUCUUUGCUGCCCUUCUUGACACCAGGACAUCCUCCAAAAGUCUUAGCCUCACUGUGUGUGCAGAUGCACUCACACCUGCCUGCUGCCAUUCCUGAGCAAGUUCUGCACUGGUGGUGCCCCGUUCCCGCAGCUUAAUCAACUUUAGGAGACGGUCCUGGCGCUUGCUGGACUUUCUUGGGCGCCCUGAAGCCUGCUUCACAACAAUUGAACCUCUCUCCUUGAAGUUCUUACUAGCAGCAAUAUCCUUGCCUGUGAAGCCCUUUUUCAAUGAUGACGGCACGUGUUUCCUUGCAGGUAACCAUGGUUAACAGAGGAAAAACAAUGAUUUCAAGCACCACCCUCCUUUUAAAGCUUCCAGUCUGUUAUUCUAACUCAAUCAGCAUGACAGAUUGAUCUCCAGCCUUGUCCUCGUCAACACUCUCACCUGUGUUAACGAGAGAAUCACUGACAUGAUGUCAGCUGGUCCUUUUGUGGCAUGGCUGAAAUGAAGUGGAAAUGUUUUUUGGGGGAUUAAGCUCAUUUUCAUGGCAAAGAGGGACUUUGCAAUUAAUUGCAAUUCAUCUGAUCACUCUUCAUAACAUUAUGGAGUAUAUGCACAUUGCCAUCAUAAAAACGGAGGCAGCAGACUUUGUGAAAAUUAAUAUUUGUGUCAUUCUCAAAACAUUUGACCACGACUGUACAAACUAACCAUGAGCACCUAACCUAUUGUAGCUCCUAGCAAGGGGGAUAGGGGCUGUAGUCAAACAUAUUAUUUUUUGACAAAAAAGGUGGUGAAUAAAGCUUAUACUUGGGGUUUCAUUCCAUUUUGACUCUCAUUUGAUAAAUCAUAUGAUAAAUGAGUGUCCAUGUUAGCUCUCCCAAGCUGUAGCGUGAUAAAAGAUCACUGAACCAUCGUUAACCUCUCCAUUCACUUCAUUAAUGAAUGAUCAGAUACAUAAUUAAUGGUCUAUUACAAAUGGGAAGAACAAGAAUUUCAUCAACAUAAGUUAUUUUGACAGAUGCAGUUAUCAUUUAUUUAGAUUUUAUUCAGAGAGGUCCUAUGGGUUACAUGAAUGCCCUGCCCAACAAUUAUAUCAGUGUUCUCACUGUGGUGUGUGUUUACCUGUGCAGGUACAGAGUCGUUUGGGCUGUUCUCCUGUACCAUCAAUGGAGAAGAGAGGGACCAGACACACAGGGCUGUCUACAGGUGAGUCAUAGCAUUCAGAACAUAAUUUACAGACAUACUUACUGUGUUAUAUAAACAGAGAGCAACACAACAAGCAAUCUGAAAUCCUGAUCAGACAAAAACCUGUGAUUAUUGUAAUGUUAUCAUUGUAAGAGAACAUACAGUAUUAUAAUCUCUUAUCUGUUUGACUCUUUGUUCUUAGUCCCACACGUAAAAUGGACUGUAGGUGAUAUGGGACAAAGGAUGGGGGUGUGCAGUAGGAGAAUGUGAAUCUGGUGAAUCACCAGUGGUCUGGAGGGAGGGAGGGAAGAAGAGAUGGAGGGAGGAAGAGAGGAAAGGUGAGCGAGAGGAGGACAGUUGUCAUGGUUACAGCUGUGGCCCUAGCGACACUGCAGGAGUAAUAGCUAUAUAGAAAAAUUGGUGCCGACAGACACGAUCGCCCUGUUUCUAGCUCCUAGCCAACUCUGCAGUUGGCUUUUGUGUUAUUUCUUACAUUAUUGGCUCAGAACGUUUCUAGUAUUAUUUCCUACAGCUAAAAUAACUUUUGGACUUUAGACAUGCCUUCCCGAGGCAGUCCCGGCACUACACCAAAAUGUUGACGCCGGAGGAGGGGGUGGGGUGCUAGUCACACUCAGGCAGCGAGCAAACCCUCCACCGCUUUCAAGUAUAUUAUUCGCUAACGUUCAGUACUUGGACAAUAAAGUAAAUGAGCUCAGGGCGAGGAUCUUCUUUCAGUGAGACAUAAGGGACUGUAACAUACUCUGUUUACGUAAUCAUGGCUCUGUCAAACCAGUGGGGUUCUCCAUUCAUUGUGUGGACAGGAAGAACGAACUCUCAGGGAAAAACAAAGGUGGAGGGGUUUGUCUCAUGAUUAACAACUCAUGGUGUUGUGAUUGUGGUAACGUACAGGAACUCAAGUCCUUUCAUUCUCCCGAUCUGGAAUACCUCACUAUCAAAUGCAGACCGCAAUACCUCCUGAGAUAAUUUUCCUUUUUUGUCACUGCCGUGUAUAUUCCCCCCCCCAAGCCGACAUUGCGACGGCGCUCAAGAAACUACACUGGACUUUGUGCAAACUGGAAACUGCACUUCCUGAGGCUGCAGUUUUUUGUAGCUGAGGACAUUAAUAAGGGAAAUCUGAGUAAAACGCUCCCGAAAUUCUAUCAACACAUCUCAUGUGCUACACACGGAGAGAACACUCUUUACCAUUAUUACUCUCCCUUCCAGGAUGGCUAUAAGGGCCUCCCCCGCCCUCCCUUUGCAAAAUCAGAUCAUGCCUCCUUCCUGCUCCUCCCCGCCUAUAGGCAGAAACUUAAACAAAAAGCCCCUGUGGUAAGGACUGUUAAACCUUGGUCUGGCCAAUUGGAAUCUAUGCUUCAAGACCGCUUUGAUCAUGUGGACUGGGAAAUGUUCCGGGUUGCCUCUGGGAAUAGUAUUGAUGUAUACACUGACUCGUGACUGGGUUCAUCAGGAAGUGUAUAGAGGAUGUUGUUCCUACUGUGACGAUUAGAACUUAUCCAAACCCAAAACCAUGGAUUGAUGGCAGCAUUUGCACAAAACUGAAAGCCCGAACCACCACAUUUAACCACGGCAAGGUGACUGUGAACAUGGACGUGUACAAACAGAUGCGUCAUCGAGAGUAUUCUGUCAGGCUGUAUCACCGCCUGGUACGGCAACUGCACUGCCCACAACCGCAGGGCUCUCAAGAGCGGGGUGCGGUCAGCCAAAUGCAUAACCGGGGGCACACUGCCUGCCCUCCAGGACAUCUACAGCACACAGUUUCACGGGAAGGCCAAAAAGAUAAUCAAGGACCUCAGCCACCCAAGCCACAGCCUGUUCACCCCGCUACCAUCUAGGAGGCGGAGACAGUACAGGUGCAUCAAAGCUGGGACCGAGAGACUGAUAAACAUCUCCAGGCCAUCAGACUGUUAAACAGUCAUCACUAGCCAGCUUCCGCCCGGUACCCUGCCCUGAACCUUUGGCACUGUCACUAGCUGGCUACCACCCAGUAUUCUACCAUGCACCUGAACUUUAGAGACUGCUGCCCUAUAUACAUAGAGCCAUUGAACACUGGUCACUUUAAUAAUGUUUACAUAUUGUUUUACCCACUUUAUGUUUAUACUGUAUUCUAGUCAUGGCUCAUCCUAUAUAACUACACCUGUACACACCUUUUCUAUUCAAAUACUGUCCAUACUGUCUAUACACACCAUUUAUAUGUAUACAUAUUUAUAUUCCAAACUCUGACAUUGCUCGUUCUGUUAUUGCUCGCUCUGAUAUUUCUAAUGUUUUAUUUUUUAAAUCUAUUUUUUAUAUAUUACUGCACUGUUGGAGCUAGAAACAUAAGCAUUUCACUGCACCUGCGAUAACAUCUGCAAAUCUGUGUACACGACCAAUAAACUUUGAUUUGAUUUAUACUCACGCCAGCCUGCCACCACCUGGGCCUCACUCUGUGUGUGUUUGUGUGUGUUUGUGCCCCCUGUUCCAUUCCUCAGUAACUGAAUCCUUCUUAUCUCCCUAGCCUUUAUAAUACUCAGCACUUCCCCUCCCCCUUCUCUCCCUCCAUCCCUAAGUGUGUCUCUGCUGUUUCUUCAGCUAACAGCCUCUUUUUGGGGAGACACCUGAUACUCAAGACAGAUGCUGCUUCCUCCUCAGUAAAACCUAAUAAUGUGUGUGUAUCUCUACCCUCUGACCUCUGUCUCCUGCCCCCUACAGGUUUAUCCCCAGACAUGUGGAUGAGUUGGAGCUGGAUGUGGACGACCCUCUGUAUGUCGAGGAAGAGGAGGAUGACUACUGGUACAGAGGCUACAACAUGCGGACGGGAGAGAGGGGGAUAUUCCCUGCCUUCUACGCCCAUGAGGUCAUAGGGCAGUCCAAGGAAAUAAUGGGUGAGUAAUAUAUUAGGAGGGAAGGUAGCCUAGCAGUCAGAGCGUUUGGCCAGUAACCGGAAGGUUGCUGGUUUGAAUACCUGAGCCGACAAGGUGACAUCUGCCGAUGUGCCCUUGAGCAAGGCACUUAACCCUGAUUUGCUGCAGGGGUGCUAUACUACUAUGGCUGACCCUGCAAACAACACAUUUCACUGCACCUAUCUGUUACAAUAAAAACUAUUUUUAUAGAGAGACGUGUCUGGUAGGAGCACAAUUCUACUGGAAAAUUCCCUUUCUAUACUGAGUAUGUCAAGUGUUGACAGUAUUUCAUCACUGGAGACACAUAACCUGAAUGUCAAUAAGAUAAAUGCUUCCCAUCUGAUGUCACUUCCUGUGUGUACACUUCCUGUGUGUACACUUCCUGUAGGAAUGAAGAGGAACCCAGCCUGGAUGGACAGUUUCAGCGUUCAGUUCCUGGGUUCUGUGGAAGUGCCCUAUCACCAAGGCAAUGGCAUCCUCUGUGCUGCCAUGCAAAAGGUGAACAGAAAAUGCAUCACUCUGGGUUGGGCGAACCUACAGGUCAUAGGGUGCUCAAUAGUCUGAAUGAGACAGUGUUUAAAAAAGUUGAUCUGUAUUGAACCCUCUCUUACUUCUCUGUCAGAUUGCGAUAGCGAGGAAGCGGACGGUCCAUUUGCGGCCCCCCUCUCUGUGUGAGCUGGAGAUCAGUCUACAAGGGGUUAAACUGGUGAUGAGCCUGGAGGACGAAUAUGACACUAUGGAUGAGGUGAGAGAUGAAGGGAUGAGAGAUGGGGAGGAGUGUAAGUGAGGGGUGCAGGGGAAAGGGGGGAGGGUAAGGGACAUGUGCAAAAAAUAAAAUUAAAAUGGCAGACACUCGAGUGACUGUAGCACAUUCAAAAGAAGGCUGAAACGACCACAUAAUAUGAGCAUCUCUCUCUCUCUCUCUCUCUCCAGUUUGACAGAUGUAGUCACUUCUUCCAGAUGAAGAACAUCUCUUUCUGUGGCUGCCAUCCUAAAAACAAUUGGUAUGAAAAUACACGUUGAGGAUACAUUUCAUUAGACGAUAAAACACCAAGAAUAUAAACUUGAUUUAUUUACACUUCCCCUAAUUCCCCCUCUCGCUCUCUCCUCAGCUACUUUGGCUUCAUCACUAAGCACCCCAUGCUGAACAGGUUCGCCUGCCACGUCUUCGUCUCCCAGGAGUCAAUGCGGCUUGUGGCAGAGAGUGUUGGGUGAGUCACACACAGUACCUCAGUGUUUCCCUCUCACAUGAUUCUCAUUCCCUUUUAAACUGUGCUUGUAAACCUAGGGAUGAUGAGUGAUAAGGAAAGCACUCUCCGAUACUCUGUCUCUCCACAGCAUUAUGUGUUUUAUUGAAGUUGUAGCAUUGGCUGUUCUCCAGUAAUCUAACAAUGCUUUCACAGCUUUAUCUCCCAAUCUCUGUCAUUACUGCUGAUGUGAAAAAACUGGCAUACUGUGGUCGGAAUAAUAAUGGUGGAAACCAUAGCCUACCUAUUAAGCCCUUUAGUUCAGUUGGUACGAUGGAGACGAGAAGAAAGUACAUUAAAAAGUAUUGAGUCAUUCUCAGAGAGAAAGAGAGAGAGAAUGAGCUGGGGUUUAUAAUGACCGCAGUUCCUGUCCUGUUAAUCUUGUCUGAAUCAGGCAUAUCGGGUUUGAAUUAUGAAAGAUGGCCAUUGUUCAAGGUCGACAUAGCAGAGCAGGGAUGGGCUGGUGAGUGAGUCAGGGUAGGGGACAGAAAGGCUUCAGACAUUAACAGUCAUGAUUAUAUAGUAAUGAUGGUAUGGGGAAAUGUACUAAGCUGAGGCUCAUCUUGGACUAGAACCAUGGUGUGAGUCUGGUGGAGACAUUAUCUCUGGGUGAUUUAGUUGGACAUUGUUUGCUAAACUAAUCCCUCCGUUGUCUGUCUCCCUCUCUAGACGGGCUUUCCAGGAGUAUUACCAGGAGCACCUGGAGUACGCCUGCCCCACUGAAGACAUCUACCUGGAGUAG
Messenger RNA from Coregonus sp. 'balchen', 26969 nucleotides. The record is from the annotation of a GenBank genome assembly. NCBI's taxonomy places the organism in Eukaryota, Metazoa, Chordata, Actinopteri, Salmoniformes, Salmonidae.